Molecule: messenger RNA, 1098 nt
Organism: Kazachstania africana CBS 2517
Lineage: Eukaryota; Fungi; Ascomycota; Saccharomycetes; Saccharomycetales; Saccharomycetaceae
Gene: SNF6
Product: Snf6p
Exons: 1
Coding region: 1-1098 (365 amino acids)
Biological process (GO): regulation of transcription by RNA polymerase II
Cellular component (GO): mediator complex
Molecular function (GO): transcription coactivator activity
Source: RefSeq, a predicted model, not a curated record
AUGGUUACUGGUAGUACUACUUUGAAUGCUGCUAUUAAUGGCAGUGCUCCAGUCACAACAAAGAAGAAGCGUUACGUUACAAAGGCAGUAAGACAAUCACAACAGUACCAACAACAAUAUCAAAGACAACAACUACUCGCGAGGCAAGCUUUUUUACAAAAUAGGUUGAAAUCCGAUCCGAUAAAUUCAAUUAUUCACGACGAAAGUGAUACAAUCUCCUUCAGAGCUAAUCUUCUAAAAAAUUUCAUCAAUACAAACGACUAUUUGGGUGUCUUAUUAACACAAAAUCUACCCAUUAAUUUAAUUAAACCGCCAGCUAUUCAUGAGAAUCCAGCGACGGAAUUAUCACAGUUACAGAAAAAAUUAGAAAAUAACAGUCUCGAAGUAAAUGCACUUAAAGAGAAACUGAAUACUAUCACCACCACUUCUAUCACGUUAGAUGAUUUAGAUUUCCCAUUAGAAUCAUUUGAUACCGUCUUAAAAGAAUAUAUUGACAAUCAUGGAUUACGCGUUCAAGACAAUAGAGUCGUAAAACAUAAAGAUAAAUUUAACCAUCUUGUAGCACAAGUUAAUGAAGCUCCAUCUGAUUAUUGGGAAAAGCAAUAUCACAAAAUUAUUGAAAAUCAAAAGACGAAAAAACGUGAGUUAGAAUUACAAAAACUUCGAGAACAAGAAGAAUCAAAGAAGAAAGAGGAAGAGCGGAGACGAAAGGAACAGGAAGAACUGGAAUUGAAGCGUAGACGUGAGGAAGCAGACGCCUUAAGAAGGCAGCAAGAACAACAAGAACAAAUAAGGCAGCAGCAACAAUUGCAACAGGAACAACAGCAACGACAGCAGCAACCAGAUUUUACAAAUAUUGCAUUACCUAUUGUUCCAGAUGAAUUGGUACCGAAUGAUAUUACAAGUGUCCAAGUACCGAUUGCAGAACAAGUCCUAGGUACUAAUGAAAAAGAUAUUCAGGAAAAUAACGAAAAUGAUGCUGACAAAAAUAAAAAUCAACAAGAUUUAUUGGAUGAAAUGUUCGGUGAUUACAAUAAUGAACCUUUUAAUUCAGGUUUUGACGAUGGUUUUGAAGAUUUAGAUAAUGUUUUCUUUUAA